AUGUCCGUAAGAUUCUUCCUCUCGAUCCCUGAUGCAACACUUGUCAAGGAUCCCUACGAAGAAGUCUUUUCGCUCUUCACUACCGAAACCACAGACACGCCAUGGGCACACAACAGGUCUGUCUCUCAACAGUCCACUCGACUUGAAGUAGAACUCGAUUUCACACCUGCCCCCUCACCCACGGUCAGUCAGCCAGGGUCUCGACCCGGUUCGCGUGGUGCAGGGUCUUAUUUUCAGUCGUUAGGCGUUGUUGAGCCGGGGACUCUUGCAGGAUCAGGAUCUACAGGAGAAGAGUCACCGUCGAUGGGGUCGAGAGAGACGUUCUCGUCGUCGCCUGGUCCGUUGUCUGUCGAGGAGAUUGGAGGUAACAGCAGCAGUCUCGUACUGGCACAGACCAACGGAAGAGAGAACAGUCUGUCAAAAGUAAGGAGUCCAGCGGCAAGAGCAAUCCUCAACAGUCGCAAGUCGAGCCGGGGAGGCGCAGGAGGAUCCUCGUCACCCAGAUCUGCAACCCCUCAACCCACAAAGAAACCUGUCGUCAUCCACCAGUCCCUUUCGACACUCUCCCAGCCAGGACAGACAGGAACCGUCGUCUGGGAUUCGAGUAUCUUGAUGUCCAAGUUUCUGUUGUCGAUCAAGAGUCUUUCGACGCGUUGUUAUCGGACUGAGGAAGGGAGGCGGCUGCGGAAAGAGCUGAGGGAGAACAGGAGACGGAGGGAGAGAGAGAGGCGAGAGAGGGAGCAGGUCAGGAUGUUGGAGGAGAGGGCGGAUCGGUUAGCUAUUACUGCGAAUGGGGAGUUGGUUGAUUCGGAGGAUGAUGGGCCUAUUGCCGGGGACCCUCAUGAUAUCGAUGAUGAAGAUAUGAGUGAUGAUGAGGAUGGCGAUUUGGAUUUUGACGAUGAGGAUGGCGAGGAUGGCAAUGCGGAGGAGAAGGAGGAGGACAAGCCUGUGUUCAAUCCUGCAGAGACGACAAUCCUCGAACUUGGGUCUGGAUGCGGACUGCUCGGGAUUGUGAUGGCGGAACUGUGCCAGGACCUGCUGUUGACGGAUCAAAAGCCUGUGCUGCCGCUGUUAGUCAAGAAUCUGCGCAAGAACCUGGACAAGAAGUAUUUUGAUCAGGACGUUUUGAAUGGGAGCAACAGCAGCAAUGGUACAACCACGUCGAGGAAAAAGGAUCGCUUGUCUGCAGCCACAGCGGCAACAACACCAGGAACGACGGAUGUCCGGCCGUGUCAUAUUCAAGUCCAGGAGCUCGUCUGGGGUCAAGACCUGGACCAGGACUUGAAGCGCGGACUGGGCGUUGAUUUCGUGGUGGCGACUGAUGUGGUCUACAACGAGUCGAUUGUCCCCAAACUGGUGCAAACUCUUCAAGAAUUGUGUGAGAUCCGGGAGGGUGUCCGAGAAGAGAUCCGACAGGGCCAGGGCGAGCACUUUGACCAACUGCAGGAACAGGCUUUAGCAAGGCCAGGACAGAGAAUGAGGAAAAUGGAGAGAACGGUGGUUCUGUUGGCUCAAGAGCUGAGAACUGAUUAUGUCCAUCUGGCGUUUUUGGAGGGGUUGGAGCAAGCUGGGUUCCGGAUGGUACGGAUCCCUCGCGAAAUGAUGGACAAUGAUUACCAGAGCGGGUAUGUCAUCUACGCCUUCUUCCUGCGUGGAUUGUAA
Linnemannia hyalina is the source of this 1662-nucleotide messenger RNA. The record is from the annotation of a GenBank genome assembly. Lineage: Eukaryota; Fungi; Mortierellomycota; Mortierellomycetes; Mortierellales; Mortierellaceae.